AUGAGUGCAAAACGCAUCAAACAAGAACCAAACAGCAAGAAAAGGGUACCACAAGAAUCCGUCGCCGUACCGCUGAAGGAAGCAAAACAGGAAAAGCUGGACAUGGAAGAGAUGGAGCUAAUGGCCGCAGGGCUGGAAGAUGACGAAGAUGGCGGUUGCUACUUUGUCGAUCAGAAAGGUAACUACUACUAUCAGGCCAGCGAGGACGCGGAACUGCAGGCGGUAGAAAAUGGACCAUCGGACUUCGGUCCACUGACGGGCGGUGAACAAGAAAAGACUGAGGAAGAGGUCAGCUACGUCCUGAUUAUGAACGAUGGCGAAAAUAAGUCGACGAUCGUUGUGAACGAUACGGACGAGGCGGGCCUGGACACGGAUGGGAAGGGCAAUGAAAUUUACGAAUUCGACGAUCCGGACUACAUGGUGCCGGAUCAGGAAGAACCGGAGAAAAAGAACCAAACGCGUGGUAAGCGUGGCCAAGCGAGCGCAUCAUCGUUGUACAUGUGCAACUACUGUAACUACACCAGUGGUAAACUGUUUCUGCUGUCCCGGCACUUGAAAACGCACUCCGACGAUCGGCCGCACAAGUGUGUGGUGUGUGAACGAGGUUUUAAAACGCUCGCCUCGUUGCAAAACCACGUCAACACCCAUACGGGCACCAAACCUCAUCGGUGCAAACAUUGCGACAAUUGUUUUACAACUUCCGGCGAGCUGAUCCGGCACAUCCGGUACCGGCAUACGCACGAGCGUCCCCACAAAUGUAAGGAUUGUGAUUAUGCGAGUGUGGAGCUGAGCAAACUGAAGCGCCACAUCCGCACACACACCGGGGAGAAACCGUUCCAGUGUCCGCACUGUACGUACGCGUCGCCGGACAAGUUUAAGCUGACGCGGCACAUGCGAAUCCACACUGGUGAGAAACCUUACUCUUGUGAUGUGUGUUUUGCCCGGUUCACACAAUCCAACUCGCUGAAGGCACAUAAAAUGAUACACCAAGUUGGCGACAAGCCCGUUUUCCAGUGCAAACUGUGUCCGACGACCUGCGGCCGCAAGACAGAUUUGCGCAUCCACGUGCAGAACUUACACACGGCCGAUAAACCGAUCAAGUGUAAGCGCUGUGAUAACACGUUCCCCGAUCGGUACAGCUACAAAUUACACGCAAAAACGCACGAAGGCGAAAAGUGUUACCGUUGCGACUAUUGCCCGUACGCCUCGAUAUCGAUGCGCCAUCUGGAAUCGCAUCUACUGCUGCACACGGACCAAAAGCCGUACAAAUGCGACCAAUGCGCGCAAACGUUCCGACAGAAGCAGCUGCUAAAGCGACACAUCAACUACUACCACAACCCGGACUACGUUGCACCGACACCGAAGGCGAAGACACAUUCCUGUCCCAACUGUACCCGGUCGUUCCGACACAAGGGCAAUCUAAUCCGGCACAUGGCACUGCACGAUCCGGAAUCAACGAUGAGCAAAGAGCUCGAAGCGUUGCGCGAAGGUCGCCAAAAGAAGGUACAGAUCACGUUCGAGGACGAACUGUAUAAGGGCGAGGAAGACUACGAAGGCGAGGAAGACGAGGAGGAUGAAGACGAGGAAGAUGAGGAUGAGGAGGAGGAGGAAGAAGAAAUCAACAUCCCGAUGCAAACGAGCGAUAUGGUAACGGUCGAGGAUGAGGAUGGUCAGUAUGUGGUGCUGGAAGUGAUACAGCUACAGGACAAGGAUAAUAAAACUGCGGACAACAAGACACAGAAGAGGCGAACAUCGAAACGGAAGGCAACGGCCACUACGACGGCAACUCCUACAACUCCGCAGACGAGUUCCUCCAAAUCGACGACAGCGACAACCUCCGCUACAACGAUGGCAGCUCCUACGACAUCAUCGCGCGUGACGCGCAGUGUGAAGAAAGAACCGAUCGACCUACUGCCGCAGCAGCAGCCGGAUCAUCAUACGCUCGAUAUGGAUGGCAUAAGCUUGGUAAUGGUAGAAGGGGACGGUGAGGACGGAGCGCAAGAGAUUGUGAUUCAGCAGGAGGGUGGUGAUUCGGGCGAUGAAUUUAUCCUUUCAACGGAAGAUUUGCAGGAUACGGAAAUGCUGAUGUCUACUCUUCAGAGUGCAAAACGGUCGCGCUAUGACGUCACCAUUAGUCAGGACGAGCUGGACAAAAAUAUGAGCAACUGCUUCGGAUUCGAUGAAGACGAUGAUGAAGAUUUGGACACCAAAGCUACGAUAACGCUGCUAAACUAGACAGUGGAAUAUGUGUGUAUGGCAUGGAAUUGUUUCUUCUGCUUCUUGUUUGGCGC
Molecule: messenger RNA, 2291 nt
Organism: Anopheles maculipalpis
Lineage: Eukaryota; Metazoa; Arthropoda; Insecta; Diptera; Culicidae
Product: transcriptional repressor CTCFL-like
Exons: 4
Coding region: 1-2235 (744 amino acids)
Cellular component (GO): nucleus
Source: RefSeq, a predicted model, not a curated record